This is a messenger RNA of Alternaria alternata, 1716 nucleotides long. RefSeq lists its product as hypothetical. Lineage: Eukaryota; Fungi; Ascomycota; Dothideomycetes; Pleosporales; Pleosporaceae. Bases 351 to 1538 code for a protein of 395 amino acids. The record is from RefSeq and is a predicted model, not a curated record. The transcript has 3 exons.
GACGCGUCAGGGCUGUGUUUAUAUCCAAACCAUCUGGACCUUGGAGCAUCUCUUCUUCCAAUUUCGGACGUCAUACAUCUACCACCAUUGGCCCACAUCAACCAUCAACUCUUUCUGGUCCUUCCACGCAUCCCGCCAAAAGACGCAUCUCUUACGCACCUCUCCAUCAGUCCGCGCAUACCUCGACGACACUUGCGCCCUCGCUUCUCCACCUCUUGCGCCGGCCCUCCAUCACCUACAUCCCGCAAGCCUGCAAGCUGGCCAAUUACGCGACGCCGCCAGUCUCGCCCUUGGGGUACCGGGCACUCGAACCGCCCUUCAGUCUGCAGUAUAAAGGCGGGCUGGUUGGGAUGGACAAUGACCGCCGGCCACGGCAUACUCCCUCAGGUUACGCGAGCCAGCAAGGCACGCUCCUUCCACCACAGGCGUCGUAUCCAGUGGUAAGCGCACCCGAUCGCUUCAGGCAGCCGCCCUUGACAGCUCCUGCCCCACCUACCUCCGUCCCCUCUUCCGGAAGUCGCGCCAGCUCUCAGGGUUACGGUUACGCUUACGGUGAAGGUGCACAGUUUGGCUCAUCGAUUCAAGCAUCCCCCGUAGCCUAUGCCACCCAGGACUAUGCCGCCGAACAGCAACAACAGGCUCAGCGUGCACCCCAGCAGUACUCGCCCUACGGCCAGAACAUAAUGUACAGCGUGCCCGGCGCCCAGGCUUCGGCGCAAGCCUCGUCGCAGUAUGAGCCUGUGGAACAGUACCAGCAGAAUAGGGACUCGGCUAUACAGGUCCUGAGCACCGGCUUUGGCGUGGCACAACCGCAGUACUAUGAGAGUGGGCCCACGAGCGCACCUGCCUCUGCCAUCGCGGCGCAAAACGUUCCUUCUCAGUAUCCUUCGUUAGGUUAUUCAGCACCGCAAGCCCAGGUCGGCCGAGAAGCACUUGCGCCCGCCUACUCUGCCGCUGGCAUGACGGACCCCCAUCAGGCGCCCUCUCAAGGGGCCUACUCCCAGGGCAACUACAGCGAGCCCCAGCCAAACAGUGGCAAUGAGUACGACGACUUCUACAGAAACUACCAGAACGAGCUCAAGAAGACAUUUGAGCAUGUACGUGACGGCCGCCUUAGCGAAGCCGGAACACUGCUCUUUAGAAUGUCCGACUGGCUAUUGCACUGGGCUGAGACGCUGGCAGGCCUAGUACGCGACGACGAAACCUACUACCAGCAGCGUCUGCAGUUGUGGGAAGAAUUCAACACCUGCUGGCUCACUACACUGCAAAAGCAGAAGACCAUGACGCAGGAAAUGACCACAACGGGCCAGCGACCACAACCGCCAAAAUCGCUGAUCGACUAUGAGUUUCUUGAGAAGAUGGGCACCCAACUCGUCAAGAAUUGCGACGCCAUGGAGAAGCACGGUCUUGUCGACUACCAAAUGGGUGUAUGGGAAGAGGAAAUCGUAGCGAUGUUGACUUCCUGCAUGGACCUCCUCGAAGAAGUCGGCGCUGGUCCCUCAGUACAACGACCUACGUCUACCGCGCGCCGGCGGUGAUCUUAGCAAUCUCAAGUUACGGUGAUCUGCUUGAUGGCGUAUCGCAGUGCCGCUCCCGAGCGCCAUCGAGGCGGCGCAUUGACACUCAUCUCGAGAGGCUUGCUACACGUCGUCCCCGCACACGCUUGCGUCCGCACCGUGCGCUCACUGGAGCGCAGUCAUCACGACAAGAAUUGCU